Messenger RNA from Knipowitschia caucasica, 2841 nucleotides. The record is from the annotation of a GenBank genome assembly. NCBI's taxonomy places the organism in Eukaryota, Metazoa, Chordata, Actinopteri, Gobiiformes, Gobiidae.
AUGGAAGCCUCUCCUCCUGAGUCUGUGAGGUCCAAGACUCCUCCUCCUGAGUUCUCUGAGUCUGUGAGGUCCAGGACUCCUCCUCCUGAGUUCUCUGAGUCUGUGAGGUCCAGGACUCCUCCUCCUGAGUUCUCUGAGUCUGUGAGGUCCAGGACUCCUCCUCCUGAGUUCUCUGAGUCUGUGAGGUCCAGGACUCCUCCUCCUGAGUUCUCUGAGUCUGUGAGGUCCAGGACUCCUCCUCCUGAGUUCUCAGUUGAACCUGCAGCAGCAAAAGACUCAGAUUUCUCCUCAGCUCUGAGUUUGCACAGAGCGUGUUUGAAGAUGCACUGUGACCAUGUGACCGAAGGCUUUGAAGGAGCCGGAGAGAGAACGUCUCUGAGCAGGAUCUACACCGAGCUCUACAUCACACAGACCUACAGGAUGGAGCAGCGGCCUCAACACGAGCUCCAGAGGCUGGAGGCUGGAUUCCAGAAGGUCCAGGAGGAGAUGCCCAUCCCCUGCAAGGACAUCUUCAGGACCCAGAGCCACGACCCGGGGCCCAUCAGAGCCGUGCUGACCCUUGGCGUGGCAGGAGUGGGGAAGACCUUCUCUGUGCUCAAGUUCUGUGUGGACUGGGCCCAGGGCUCAGAGAACCAGGACCUGGAUCUGGUUCUGCCACUGUCCUUCAGAGAGCUGAACCUGACCAGAGGGAGGCGCCACAGUCUGCUGGAGCUCAUAGAGAUGUUCCACCCGUCGCUGUGCCCGCUCUCCGCUCACUCUCUGCUCGUCAGGAAGGUUCUGUUGAUCCUGGACGGUCUGGACGAGAGCCGGCUGCUCCUGGACUUCAGCUGUGAGCAGCUCUCGGACCCGAGUGUCAGAGCAGAGGAGUCCAACCAGAGGCUGCUGAGAGUCCUGCUGGGUCCAGUCCAGACCGACUCACAGUCCAUCCUGAAGACCAUCCAGAACCUGAGGGACAUGAACACUGGGAACAUCUCUGCACACGCAAGCAUCACCGUGUUCUGCUGCCUGAGCGAGAUGAAGGACCACUCGGUCCAUCAGCAGAUCCUGGACCUCCUGAAGAGCGAGCUGGAGUCAGAACCCUCCGAGUUCCACUGCACCACUCUGGCCGAAAAACUGCAGAUGCCUCAAGAGGUUCUGCAGGAGCUGCACAUCAAGAGGUUCAAGGAACUUCCUGACGGAAGACUGAAACUGGUGCCACCGGACACCUGUCGAGAGGCCACGAUUCUUUGGAGCGGUUUGUCGAAGGAGCACGCGGCGGUCGUGGCGGCGGCGCUGAGCUCGUCACAGCUCCAGCACCUGGACGUUUGGCUGCGCGACAGUGACGCGGUGGAGGCCUUUAGUGAAGGACUGAGGGACCAUCACUGCAGACUGCAGACUCUGAGCCUCCACCACAGCCGUCUGUCGGAGUCCAGCUGCUCCUGUCUGGUCUCGGCCCUGGACUCAAACCCGUCUCACUUGAGGAAACUGGACCUGAGCUGGAACGAGGACCUGCAGGACCCAGGACUGAAGACCCUCUGCUCCUUUCUACAGAGGGUCAGAGGUCACAGUGUCACCCGGAGGUCCUCAGGUCAGAGGUCACAGUGUCACCUGGAGGUCCUCAGGUCAGAGGUCACAGUGUCACCUGGAGGUCCUCAGGUAGGGUCAGAGGUCACAGUGUCACCCGGAGGUCCUCAGGUCAGAGGUCACAGUGUCACCUGGAGGUCCUCAGGUCAGAGGUCACAGUGUCACCUGGAGGUCCUCAGGUCAGAGGUCAGAGGUUACAGUGUCACCUGGAGGUCCUCAGGUCAGAGGUCACAGUGUCACCUGGAGGUCCUCAGGUCAGAGGUCAGAGGUUACAGUGUCACCUGGAGGUCCUCAGGUAGGGUCAGAGGUCACAGUGUCACCCGGAGGUCCUCAGGUCAGAGGUCACAGUGUCACCUGGAGGUCCUCAGGUCAGAGGUCACAGUGUCACCUGGAGGUCCUCAGGUCAGAGGUCAGAGGUUACAGUGUCACCUGGAGGUUCUCAGGUCAGAGGUCACAGUGUCACCUGGAGGUCUUCAGGUCAGAGGUCACAGUGUCACCUGGAGGUCCUCAGGUCAGAGGUUACAGUGUCACCUGGAGGUCCUCAGGUCAGAGGUCACAGUGUCACCUGGAGGUCCUCAGAUCAGAGUUCACAGUGUCACCUGGAGGUCCUCAGGUCAGAGGUCACAGUGUCACCUGGAGGUCUUCAGGUCAGAGGUCAAGGUGUCACUUGGAGGUCCUCAGAUUCCCUGUGACUCGCUGCUGCCCCCUGUGUCCAGGCUGGAGAACUGCGGCCUGGGUGAAGGCAGCUGCAGGUCCCUGAGCUCCGCCCUCAUGGUGAAUCCACAUCACCUCAGAGAACUGGACGUGACUCAGAACCAGCUGGGUGACGGUGGAGUGGAGGCUCUAUGCGAAGCUCUGCAGAUGCCUCAGCUCAGACUGGAACAUCUCAGGCUGGAUAACUGCGGCCUCUCUGUGCUCAGCUGCUCCUGUCUGGCCUCUGCUCUGAGCUCAAACCCUGAGUCCAACCUGAAGAAACUGGACCUGAGCGUGAACGCCGUGAAGGACCAUGGCGUGGAGCUUCUGUGUGGAUACCUGCGCAGCCCACAGUGCCACCUGGAGGCCAUCGAGCUGAAGGGCUGCGGGCUCACGGAGACCAGCGGCGCCCUCCUGUCCUCGGCUCUGAACCCUCACAUCAAAGACCUGAGGCUGAACUGGAACCCAGAGCUGAAGGACGCGGGCGCCGAGCACAUGAGCGGGUUCCUGCGGAGAGAGGGCUGCGGCCUGGAGGUCCUGAGCCUGCGCUGGAGUGGCACGCCCCGCACCGCGGACCUCGCUUGA